GAUAGUCUACCCGAGGGUAUAUAUCCGAAGGGUUAUUCUGGGAAUAGCUUAGAGAGAAGUCAGAGCAAGUAAAUGUAGAGAGAGAGUGUAUUAUAAAUGCGGGGUGUUUUCAGCGUGGUUACAAAUGGGGAAAUGGGGUGCUAUUUAUAGUAGCAAUAAAUGCCGAACAGGGACACGUGUCAAGCGCUCAUUGCCCGAGGGGUCACCUCAACUGGUUGGCGCUGGCAGCCGCAUGUGGCCGCAUUUAAUGCGGCUGUUGGAUGGGACGUCUGUGCAGGGUACGGUGAUCUGUACGCAUGUGAGGCGAAUAUCUUGUCGAGUGAGAUGCCUUCGGCUAUAGAGCAGUAGCCGAGGGCUCCUCCAACCGAUGGCACCCUGGUGCCGAGGGCUCACAGUGCCGAGGGCUGCUGUUUUCGCCGUUUUCUCCCAGUUUCUUAAUUUGCUUGAGAAACCCGUUCUGUGAGAGUUUAGAGCCUUCGGCCAGGGGGCCGAAGGCAUCCCUGGCGCGUAGUGCGGGCUGCUUGGUACUCUGGGCGCUGUGAUUUGGGCCUGUUGGGCCUUCUGGGCCUGUUGGGCCUUCGCUGGAGUAGUAGGAGUCUGUGGGCCGGGGGUUCCCGGGCCAUAUACUCCAUCAGGAGUCCCUCACUCCUUUUGCCGAAAGGUACUUGAGGGAAAAGGAGUAAUUUGUGCUUGCCCUUUGAUGUUGUCCUGUCGUGAUCUCUGAAGUUGGUGAGGAGUUGUUGCUUUUAUGUCCCUGCCGAAGGCAGUCCCUCAGUUACCCACAUGUCGGGACUUGAGGGCUUGCUUUGUCGUUUUGUUGGAAUUUCACUAAUUUUGUAAUUUAAUGAUUUUCCCGAGGGGGUCCUCCAGUCCCCCACUCCUUGAGGCACUUGUAAAGUGGUGAAAAGGAGUAGAGUAGUUGCGUCGCUGUUGUGGGCCGAAGGCUGACGUUUUUCGUUUCAUUUUGGGGGGAUGCCUCGUUAAAAACCUCAUUAGGAAAAACCCUGUGGGAAAAAAUCCUAAUGAGGGAAAAAGAGUGCACCGAAUUCCCCCAAUGAUGAAUCGAAAAUGUGAAACCUUGGGCAAAAAUGGAGAAUAACGGUAAUGCCGAAGGCUCUUCUUUUCCUGAGGGCUCAUAUGUUGAUUAGUCGAAGGCCUGCUGUUGAUGUCGUGGGGGUGCCGAAGGGGAGCCCCUUAAUCUGGGGACCGAGGGCCUGAUGGAUGAGGGCAGCAGUGGAGUUGUUACCGGGGGGUCCACUGUUGUUGAUUAGUUGGUGAUGAAUAUACCUGAGGGCUCCCAUUACCUGUGUGCGAUAGGCUAUCCGUCAAUGAGGCAACUCCUCGGGGGCUACCCGGUUCUUACAGUGUUGAGAGGGAAUUUCCGAGGGGUGCCCUAAUAUGAAGCCUUGGGUUUCUGAAGGAGUGAUCCCGAAGGCAUCUGCUAUGUGCUGUGUGGGGCACAACCCGGGGGCGUCUAUGGGUAAGUGUACCCGGAGGCUCUCCUCGAUGUAGCGGAGUGGAGUAGAAAACCCGGGGGCUUCCAGAAUAUAGCCGUUGGAAUAUGUAACGUCAGGAUAUAGCCGUUGGGGGGACACGUGGCGCGUGAUGGCUGGCUGUCCGUGGGCGGCAUCACUGGUUAGGCGAAGACGCGGUGUGUAAUGAUGGCGGUCCAUCCGGAGGCCCGGAAUCCAGGCCCAAGCCCGGAUUCCAUCGCCUAUAAAUACCCCAAGGCCAGAGCCCUUUCUUCUUGUGCGAUCAUCUGUCUUAGCGAAGCUCUGCCAAAAAUUCUAGAGAGAGAAACUCAAGCCUUCGGUAAACACUCAGCUUUCAAGGUCAGUUCCCCCCUGCCUUUCUCCUUCUAGUUUAGCUGUGCCUUGUGCCCCUAGGUUAGGAGAUAGAAUUUUCUAGGAAACCCUAGUUUUCCCGAGCCUUCGAAUUAGUGAGCAGAUGUCAUCACAGAGCGACUCCCAGGAUAUCUCGGGGGAGCCUUCGGUAGAGAUGGAGACAUGCUCAGAUGUGGAGUCGUCGAGCGUGGAGUCCUCGGCGGGUGGUGAUGCCGCAGUGGCCAUGGAAGUGGAGAAGGACCUCCAGGCCGAAGCCGAAGCCGAGGGCUUCGAACAAGAAAACGAGGACGAAGAGCUUGCCCUUGCCGUGCAGACCGCCGAGCAAGAAGAGGAGAGGGAGAGGCUGAAGGUGACGGUUGCCAUUCCUCCCCCCCCCCCCCCCCCCCGGGGUGCCGGGGAAGCCAGCUCCUCCCGGCCAUUGGACCCGACGCCCAUCAGUGUGGCUCCCGGGAAGAAAAACAAGAUGAAGGCGGCCCCGAGGAAGAAGCAAGCGGCAGUGGAUGCCGGGCGACCGGUGGGCAUACCCGAGGGCCAUUCGUUCUUGAAUACUGCCGCUCUAGAGCUGAAGACGAGGGCGUCCCCGGCAGAAUACCAGUCCACCGAGAUGCUGGUUGGCCCUUCGGCGCGCGUGGUGGAGCCCAGGGCGGAUGAUUUGCUGCGAUAUGCGCCCGAGGGGUGUUUUGCUGCUCACACCCUCUCGGUGGAGAUGGGGCUUCGGUUCCCGCUCCAUCCUUUUCUCUUGGAGUAUCUGAGGUUUGUGGGGUUGGCCCUUUGCCAGCUAACGCCCAACAGCCACUCCUAUGUGGCCGGCUUCCUCUCCUUGUGUCAGAGCCGGGGGGUCGAGCCCACACUUGAUCAAUUCUUCAUGUCCUUCAACCUCUGCCGGGGGGACAUUCAAAUGCUGAGGGCUUUGCCAACCUUCAGCAGGUACCGGAGUUCCGGCUUUUUGAUGAUGUGCCCUCGUCCCACAAGGGGUGGAAGGAGAGGUUCUGCUACAUUCGCCUCGAAGAGAACCCCUUCCCGGCCCAACUCCGCAAUAGCUUCCGGCGCCAUCCGAAGGUGGGGAGCGCAGCUCUGGAGAAGAAUGGCAAAGUGCUUGCCAGGAAGCCGGAGGGGUCUGACAAGCACGUCAAGAUCAUAGACGUCACCCUUCCAGAGGAACUGCUCAGCUUGGGCUUCCGGCAGUUCAGGCCGAGGGGCUCUUCGGAUGAAAGAUACCCUCCCCUCGAUCGAGUCUUCGAAGGAGCUGGAGGUGAUCACCGAAUGGUUCACUGAUGCGUUGAUAGUUCUCUCUUAUUCCCCAUUUUUUUAUGACGUAGUAAUUGGUAGCCUUCGAUCUAACCCUCUUGUGUUUUUUUUUGUUGCUUGCAGGUAACAAUAUGGACGUCGGUUCCCUCUUCGCUCUGAAGAACGUGAAAGGGAAGAAGAAGGCCCCAGGGGCGCUUCUGCGAGGGAGGGGCCCUCUCAAACUGCUGCGAGGGAAGGGCCCUCUCAAACUGCCCGUAAAAAAGAAGAACGUCGGCAAGGGGACCGAGCCCCCGGCCAAGAAGCCGAAGACUACCGCCCCUACCAAACAGCCGAUCACCGAUGUGGUGGUGAUCGUUGACGAAGGGCACGCCUCUGCCUCCACCCCCCAGGAACAAAUCAAUCAGGAGUUCUUCGGGCGGGAGAGGUUGGAGGCGUUAGUACCGAAGGGAGCCUCCGUGUUGGAGGGCAGUCUGAACCCUUCGGCUCUGAUGAGCCAGAUGCUGCCGUCGGCCGACCGACUAGCCCUUGCCCGGUUGGACGAGGGAUCCCUCGAGGCGAAGGUCCUCCUGAAUGCUGCCUCCAGCUUUAUGGGCCUCUGCGAGCACCUCCGGAGGGUGGAUCAAAUGAGGGAGGCCAAGGGUGUAGCCGAGGGGGAGGCCGCCCUCCUCAGGAAGAAGCUUGCUGAAGCCGAUGACUCUCUUCGUCUGGCCACCGACGGCAUAGAGCAGAGGGUGCAGGCUGCCAGGGCCGAAGGGGUUAAUGAGGGACUGGCCAGGGCCGGGGAGGCCGCCGCCGAGGCCGCCCGCAUUGCUGCUGAUGAAGCCCGCGCAGCUCAAGAAGAGGCCGUCUCCAAGGCCCGAGAGGAUGCGGUGACCAGCUUCACAGCCGAGGGGUGGAAGGCCAAAGACCGGAGGGAGUGGCUCGCUUCGGUGGUGGGGGCUUCAGUAGACGAGUGGGUCGGAGGCCCCGGAAAGAUGUGGCUUGCUGAGAGGGGCGACUCGUACUAUCAAGGCGGGGAGUUCUUCACCCAACGCCUCAUCUACCGGAAGCUUGCGAAGCACUUUCAGGUGGCACCGGAGGAGUUCCGUCCCGAGGCUUAUGGCCUCCCCCCGCCAGCCAGAUGUCAGGAUCCCGCUCCCCGAGGGGGAAGAGAGACCAGUUCUUGAAGACUCGGAGACCCUCCGGGAGUGCGGCCUUGGGGGUGAAGAGGAUGAAGCCGAGAGCGAGGCGAUAUCUACAGUCCCCCUUCUUGAAUUGUAUUCCCCCCUUUAGUGUUGUAAUUGUUGGCCUCGGCCCCCUUUGUAAAGCACAAUCAAACUUCCCUUUUUUUUGAAUGAAUGAGUACAUAUGCCCUCGGGCCUUUGAUAUACA
Messenger RNA from Cuscuta europaea, 4463 nucleotides. NCBI's taxonomy places the organism in Eukaryota, Viridiplantae, Streptophyta, Magnoliopsida, Solanales, Convolvulaceae. The record is from the annotation of a GenBank genome assembly.